ACAAAGUUUUUAAAAACUGCUUCAAGUCCGCGGCGUGCGCAUGCGUCGUUCGUAACAAUGUGUUGUUUUAUACAAUAAUUAUUCGUUAUAUUUACUAUCCAAGUGCUGUGUUAAAAAAUUGUUGAUAUCUUUGGAUUUUUUUCGCUCAGCUUAAAAAGAGUUGUGUGAUUACCAUCUACUGGUUCGAAUGAUCUGAAUACUAGGGCACCAUGAUGUACGAGUGUUUUCUUGAAAUAGGUUUUGAGGCGGAGUUAAAUACAAAAGAGGACCCCGAAUUGUUGGAAAUUGCACCAAAAAUAUGCAACGAGAAUGCAAGUACCCGAGAAACAGCCAUAACGGAGUUAAGAAAAAUGAUAUUUGAUCGAGCAGAGUGUGAACCAGUCCGGACUGACGAUGCGUUUCUGCUGCGCUUCCUACGAGCUAGAAAUUUCAUUGUACCAAGAGCUCAUAAACUUCUAGUCCGCUACUGCACAUUUCGUGAGCAGUACCCCUAUUUGUACAAGGAUGUCGACUUGUGGGGGCUGAUGAGGGUGGGCGAGGUGUUUGGAUGCUGCAUACUGGACCGACCAGAUAUUGGAAGACUAUCGAUGCUGAAAUUUGGUAUGUGGGAUCCUUCAGAAUAUCCAGUGGAAGACUUAGUUAGAACUGGGCUGGUAUUUGCAGAAAUUGGCAUCCGGCAGCCGAAGAUGCAGGUUCUUGGUGGUACCGUCAUCGUGGACCUGCAGGGCCUCAGCUUGCGGCAGGUGUCAGCCCUGACGCCCACCCUUGCCUACCAAAUUGUAGCCAUCAUGGGGAGUGCAAUACCUGCCCGCAUGAACUCUUGCCAUAUCAUCAACUACAACUGGCUCCUCAACACUUUCUUCUACGUGUUCAAGAAGUUCAUCCCCCGGCACGCAUGGGACAGGAUCCAUUUCCACGGCUCUGACUUGAAAUCCCUCCACAAACAUAUCGACCCAGAGUGCCUCCCUCCCCAGUACGGAGGCACCUGUAGGAACUACGUAACGGGUACGAAAUGGCUGAAGAAGAUUAAGAAAUACCGAGAUGAGCAGUUCGAUAGGGAAAUGAAGCAACUGGGAUAUAUAAUUAAGGAAUAGUGGUAUAAAUACAUCGCGGUAAAUUCAUUUUUUCUUGGUGUGUUUUCAAUAUUUUGCAGUAAUGGUUUUAUAGAUAUAAAUAUAUCCAGAUAGAUAAGAAAUAAAUAAACUUUGGUGCAGACAGACUAAUACAAUGUCCUAAAUAUUUUUUUAUAUUUUUGUUAAUAUCUACUAUCUAGUCUUAGUAAUAUUUUAAUACGUGAUAGUAGAAUAGCGGUCAAAUGCCUUAAGGGGUACAUGUAGGUUUUUAGGCAAAAUAUACCAUACAUUCCUUAGAUUAAUGAUAAUUUACACUGCUGUUACAUAUAUAAAAUUGUAAAUAAACUUGACGGUAGAAGCUAAACCCAGUUAACGCCCUGAAUACGGAGAAGAUUCGUUAAUUAUUGAGUUAUGUUUGUUAUGUUAAAGACUGUUUUUAAGUAUUAAAUUUAAUUAUUUAUCGGUAUCUAAAGGAGAGAAUCAUGAUGUUGACAAAUUGAGGAACUGAUUAUAUGAUAUUAUUCAAGUGUUUUUUAUGAUCCUACCCUAUAAAAAGAAAUUUUUAAUCUAAUCAAAUGUAUUUAUUUGAUAAAUGAUUUAGAAAUUAGCUAUAGAAUUAAGGGUGCUUACAAAUGCUCAAGUUUAAAGUAAGCUUUUAGUUAAUUCAAACGUGGUUGUGUUUAAUUAUGUGUACAUAUAAAUAUAUUAAGUACUUCUAUGUGAUGUGUCGAUAACCGUUUUAUAUCCAUUGUGAAAUGAUUUUUAUUUAAUCAAACCUUGCAAGCUGCUUUUAAUAAAUUGAAUUGCAAAAUUCAUCAUGUCAAAAUUUAUGCUCCAAACCCAGUGACGUACAAUUAGCAUCUAUGCUCUCGCCGAACUAAAACUCUGCCUCCACGUGUGUUAGGCAGAGUUUUCUAAUGAGCGAUACAAUUGACUAUGAAACAUGCCUACCUCGAAAUAAGGUGUUAAUUUCAAUUAAGGUAUUGUAUAUCGCCGCUCGGAUAUAUUAUGACAACCUUUUACUUGGCGAUUGUGGAACUAUUUGUUUGUUGUAUGUCAAUGGUUAUAACAAAAAUAUAUAAAGCUACCAAGUAUGUAUGAAUGAAAAUUAAUCAUCUUAAAAUCUAGUUUUUCUCAUUUAUAAUUACUUGCAUUCAAUUUGAUACGAUCAAAUGAUAUUUAUUAAAGUAGUAAGACCUUAUUUUAAUACGAAACAAUUGACCAAAGACAAAUUGAAUGUUCUUUUCUAAUUUUCUAGUGUUGAACUAGAUUCUGGAUACUGAGGUUUCAUCUAGUCUAAGUCCUAUAAUGUCGAUAAAAAAUAUUUUUGGAACAAUGUAUAAAUGUGAUAUUUUGUAUGUUUUUUAUAAUAAAACGUUU
Molecule: messenger RNA, 2453 nt
Organism: Zerene cesonia (dogface butterfly)
Lineage: Eukaryota; Metazoa; Arthropoda; Insecta; Lepidoptera; Pieridae
Product: clavesin-2-like
Exons: 6
Coding region: 210-1094 (294 amino acids)
Cellular component (GO): membrane
Molecular function (GO): phosphatidylinositol bisphosphate binding
Source: RefSeq, a predicted model, not a curated record